AUGACUCAGACUCAGACUAUUGGCCUCGACACCCUCGCGGAAGGCUCUCAGUAUGUCCUCGACCAACUGCAGCUGUCGCGAGAACCCGCAUCGGGUGAUACCAGCGUGCCUGGUCUCAGACAUUCCCUGUCCAAGUCCAAGGACCGGCUCUAUAAUGCCAAUGACUUUAAAAGCCCGACCAUGCGCGAUUCUCUCGCUGACGCCCGUUCCAUGAUUCGCAAAAACUCCUCCGCAGCGCCCAUCCGCCGACGAAUUAGCCGAGCCUGUGACCAGUGCAAUCAACUCCGCACCAAGUGCGAUGGCCAGAACCCCUGCGCCCAUUGUAUUGAAUUCGGGUUGACAUGUGAAUAUGCUCGGGAACGCAAGAAACGUGGUAAGGCAUCGAAAAAGGAUCUCGCGGCUGCCGCUGCCGCUGUCGGUUCGGGACCCGGGCAACAACUCAACAGCACCGCGGACAAGGAAGAUGCAUCGCCUCAGGACAGCGGCCCCUCGCAAGAACCCAGCGGACGAUAUGAUCCGUUGGAAUCUUCCCGUAGCUUGUCCACGUCGGUGCAAUCACAAAUGCCCCAUGCAAAUCCUAUGAACGGUAUUCAAAGCGGACACCCUACGCCUGCUGCUCUUGAUGCAUUACACCUGAACCAGUUCAGCCAUCUUAAUGACUCGAAUCGACCGCAAAUAUCGGUUCCUGAUCUGCAAUCCUUGCAGAUCCUACCCACUAACACCAAUCCCCGCUCUCCACCCUCCGCUCUGCCCCCUCAAGGCCUCCAUGGCGCCUAUGGCGAUAGCACAUUUUCUCUGAUCAACUCUCAAGAGCCGAAUCCUUCUUCAAUCAACCAGUUCCGACUCGGAACCUCAGCAGAGAACCCCUCCGCCCCGUUUUUAGGCCUUUCACCACCUGCGCAAUCGCCAGGGUGGCUGCCGCUUCCCUCUCCAUCUCCUGCAAACUUCCCCUCGUUUAGUAUGGCUCCCUUCUCUAGCAGCCUGCGAUAUCCUGUCCUCCAUCCUGUCCUCCCUCAUAUUUCCUCCAUAAUCCCCCAGUCUCUCGCUUGCGACCUGCUAGACGGUUACUUUACCAGCUCUUCAUCCUCUCAUCUUUCGCCACAGUCCCCAUACGUGGUAGGGUACAUCUUCCGAAAACAAUCCUUCCUUCAUCCCGCAAAACCUCGGGUAUGCAGCCCGGGACUCUUGGCGAGUAUGCUUUGGGUCGCGGCCCAAACCAGUGAUGCUCCGUUCUUGACGUCCCCACCAUCAGCUCGAGGCCGUGUUUGCCAGAAACUCUUGGAAUUGACCAUCGGGCUCCUGCGCCCCCUGAUUCACAGACCAGCUCUGGGCGAGGCAUCACCGAAUUACGCCGCUAAUAUGGUUAUUAAUGGCGUUGCACUGGGAGGCUUUGGCGUCUCAAUGGACCAGCUUGGUGCUCAAAGCACCGCAACCGGCGCCGUUGACGAUGUGGCCACCUACGUUCAUCUGGCCACAGUGAUCUCUGCUAGUGAGUACAAGGCUGCUAGUAUGCGGUGGUGGACAGCCGCCUGGGCCUUGGCACGCGAGUUGAAACUGGGCCGUGAAUUGCCACCGAAUACCUCCCGAUCUGGACAGGAUGGCGACCGUGAUGGUGAUACGGAUGCUGAUCCCACUAAGCGAAACUCCCAGUCAAUGCAUGGACCUGGCAACUCCAGCAUCAAUGUGACGGAGGAGGAACGCGAAGAGCGUCGACGCCUCUGGUGGUUACUUUACGCAACGGAUCGCCAUUUGGCGCUAUGUUAUAACCGACCACUAACCCUGCUCGAUAAGGAAUGUUCCCAGUUGCUACAGCCGAUGAACGACGAUCUAUGGCAAGUUGGAGAUUUCUCUGCUUCCAAGUACCGUUCAGUGGGCCCUCCGGUCGAGUGCACCGGUCACAGCAUGUUUGGAUAUUUCCUGCCGUUAAUGACAAUCCUCGGAGCCAUUAUCGACUUGCAACACGCCCGAGACCAUCCCCGCUACGGCCUUUCCUUCCGGAACGGUACCGAAUGGGAGCAGCAAACCUUAGAGAUCACCCAGCAGCUGGACGCGUAUGACCGGAGCUUGAAGGAUUUCGAGACUCGCUAUACUAGCAGCCUCGCGCUCGGUGAAAAUGAGCCGCUGGAAAAUUCCCACUUGGACCACGUCAGUCCGUCCGGUCGCUCGAGCAGUACCGUCGGCUCCCGGGUCAACGAGUCGAUCGUCCACACCAAGAUGGUGGUUGCCUAUGGAACCCACAUUAUGCAUGUCCUGUACAUUCUUUUGGCAGGCAAGUGGGAUCCCAUCAAUUUGCUAGAGGACCAUGAUAUGUGGAUCUCCUCCGAGUCUUUCAUUGCAGCCAUGAGCCAUGCCGUAGGCGCUGCUGAGGCAGCCGCAGAGAUCCUGGAGUAUGAUCCAGAUCUUAGUUUCAUGCCAUUUUUCUUCGGUAUCUACCUGCUGCAAGGUAGUUUCCUGCUCCUUCUUGCAGCCGAUAAGCUGCAAGCCGAUGCAAGCCCUAGUGUAGUUCGGGCUUGUGAGACUAUUGUCCGCGCUCACGAGGCGUGUGUCGUAACGUUGAAUACCGAGUAUCAGCGAACAUUCCGCAAAGUUAUGCGCUCGGCUCUCGCUCAAGUCCGCGGGCGUGUCCCCGAAGACUAUGGCGAGCAACAGCAGCGCCGGCGGGAAGUGCUAUCUCUCUACCGCUGGACCGGUGAUGGCAGUGGCCUCGCAUUAUAA
Messenger RNA from Aspergillus ochraceoroseus IBT 24754, 2715 nucleotides. RefSeq names its product putative C6 transcription factor (gene xlnR). The transcript is spliced from 3 exons. The record is from RefSeq and is a predicted model, not a curated record. Gene Ontology annotation, biological process: regulation of DNA-templated transcription; DNA-templated transcription. The coding region runs from base 1 to 2715 and encodes 904 amino acids. NCBI's taxonomy places the organism in Eukaryota, Fungi, Ascomycota, Eurotiomycetes, Eurotiales, Aspergillaceae. Gene Ontology annotation, molecular function: DNA-binding transcription factor activity, RNA polymerase II-specific; DNA binding; zinc ion binding.